CGGUGUCUGUUUUUCUUCUUCUUCUUUUUUUCAGGGAUGAUUAGUUAUAGUUGGAGGUCUACGGCAGUCAGCCUAGACUCCGACGGCUCAGCUGUGAUUGGAUGAUGUGACAGUACGUGCUGACAUUCCUGUGUAGAAGUGAAAUGGCACAGCGCUGGUAUUCUCUAUAUGAUCUCAUAGCGCGGUGAACGCGCAGCCUCUGUAUUUACAUCGUGCGGCUCUGGCUGGGGAACAGGUCUUUGCAUAACAACCUCCGGCUUUACCUGCUACGCGUGUUUUCCAGAGAAAGAACAUCUGAGACAGAAGGUGUUUUUUUUUUUUUUUUACCUCCCUCAUUGUUGAUGUUAUAUCCACUGGCGUCUUGUGUUGGGAUUCAACAGAGAGAAAGAGAGAGAGAGAGAGCGCCCUGUGCGCUCAGGCUGAUCAUCGAGCCCAUUCUGUCUGAGGCUCCUCAUCCGAGGCAGCAGGUGUUCUGACAUGUAGACCGAAGCAGUCUCUUGAUUGGCACCUUAGCUCAUCUGUGUCGGGUUGGAGGUGCAGAGAAGUCAGCGUGUCUGUCGGGAUGCUCGGUCAGUCUCCUCACCUUAUUGGAGGCAUCUUGUGGAUCCAGAAUCCAAUGAGAGCUGUUCACUGCAACCUGAGCCAAAAUGGCAUCGACCACCAGCUGCGUCCUGAGGACAUGACGUCUCAGCUGGAGGAGGACGAGGAGUUGGUGGACGCCGAGGAGGUCCUGCUGGACGACGACAGCCCAAGCUACUCGGACAUCCCCCGACCUUCGUACCACCGCCGCUCCCCGCCACACCGCUCCGUCUCCGAGUCCGAGCUGACCCGGCCUGGAUACGUAAAGCUGUCCAAACCAGUGGCCCUGUGGACUCAGCAGGAUGUUUGCAAAUGGCUGAAAAAGCACUGUCCCAAUCAGCACCAGAUCUACAGUGACUCUUUCAAACAGCACGAUAUCACAGGACGGGCCCUCAUGAGACUAACGGACAGAAAGCUGGAGAGAAUGGGGAUUAUACACGAAGCCCAGAGGCAGCACAUCCUGCAGCAAGUCCUGCAGCUUCGCGUCCGUGAGGAAGUCAGGACUCUUCAGCUCCUCACGCAAGCCUCUCUGGAGUGCAGUCCGUCGUCGCCAUAGAUUGAUGGAUCAGGGCUUGCCCCGUCACGGUACGACGCAGACGCCGCCUCCACCAACCGUCUAGAACUUCCUCCCGGACCAAUCAAAGUUCCUCGUCUCACUCUUCGGGUCUCUGUCCUCCAUGUCUCUCCAAAAAGACCGAUCUCGGGAAAGAAGACCAUCCCUCCCACCCUUCCAGUCACUCCUGAAAAUCUCCCACAGCUUCCCGCUACAUGACCAGCCGUUUCCACAGCAGACGCCCCUUUCCCCCGUUCUUUUUGCCCUUCGCAGUUGAACUGUCCUCAGAUCUUAAGUGCUACAAGUUCUUUUAAAGCAUGACUGAGAUUCUCACAGACUGCAGAGAUUUGCACACUUGCUUUAUGAAGGAACAAUUAUGAAGGAAGUUUUUUUUUUUUGCACCAUUUCCUUAGUAGUUGCACAAUAGUUCCAGUAUCUCUUCUCCGGUAACACCUACUGUGCAGAUUGUCCCUCUCCCCCUCAAACAUCAUGUCUUACUCUGUCUGUGGCAUGGUAGCCUCUCCAGUCCAGCACUUUAACGGUUGUUUUCAUCCAUGCAUCGUCUUCUGCUAAGCCUGCUUCUGCCCCGCUGCGGACUUUCUUGCCAGGCAGAAGGAAAAGAAGGCUGUCAACGGGACGGCACGCACCCCGCUGCCCUUUUCUUCCUCUUUAUCUUCAAAGCUGUGUUCCUGGAAAAAAA
Molecule: messenger RNA, 1832 nt
Organism: Fundulus heteroclitus (mummichog)
Lineage: Eukaryota; Metazoa; Chordata; Actinopteri; Cyprinodontiformes; Fundulidae
Gene: samd12
Product: sterile alpha motif domain containing 12
Exons: 5
Coding region: 563-1135 (190 amino acids)
Biological process (GO): cell surface receptor protein tyrosine kinase signaling pathway
Cellular component (GO): cytoplasmic side of plasma membrane
Molecular function (GO): protein binding
Source: RefSeq, a predicted model, not a curated record